GCGCAGCUCACUUUCGCGGCAUUUCUUACAUCUCGCCCCCUCCAAUUCCUCCCAAUUCACGACUCGCCCCCCUCCCCUUCCCCACCUUAUCUCCGGCGAUCUCCUCGCCGUCUCCGGCGGCGGGGGAGAGAUGCGGGGGGCCGACCUGAUCAACCUCCUCCUCCCGGACGAGAUCCUCGACGAGGUGCUCCGCCGCGUGGCCGUGUCCGGGGCCAAGCGGGACCUCGACGCGUGCGCCCUCGUCUGCCGCCGCUGGCGCCGCCACGACCGCGCCACCCGCCGCUCCGCCAAGCUCGCCGCGUCCGGGGCCCGCGCCGACGAGGUGCUCCGCCUCGUCGCCGAGCGGUUCCCGGCGCUCGUCGAGGUGUCGGUGGACGAGCGCAUCAGCGUCGAGGCCGCCGCGGCCGGGCCCUCCUGUGCCGCCGCUAGAUCGCGCCGCCGCCCGAUGUAUGAUGUUAGUCCUUCUGGGCGCCGUAGGAGGAUGUCCCGCAGCUCAAAUUUCGGAGCGCACAUGUCCCCAUUUCCAUUGGACCAGCCGGGCAGUGAUAAUGAGACAGAGCGCACUUGCUUGACUGAUGUUGGAUUAACUAGUCUUGCCAGGGGUUGCAAAGGGCUCGAAAAACUAAGUCUGGUAUGGUGUUCUUCCAUAACUUCGACAGGCUUAGUAAGAAUAUCAGAGAAUUGUAAGAACUUGAGUUCGUUGGAUCUUCAGGCUUGCUAUAUUGGAGAUCCAGGACUUAUUGCUAUUGGUGAAGGCUGCAAGUUACUUCGUAAUUUGAACUUGCGUUUUGUUGAAGGCACUUCAGAUGAAGGCUUGAUUGGACUAAUAAAGAACUGUGGACAAUCACUUGUCUCUCUUGGCGUUGCCACUUGUGCUUGGAUGACUGAUGCAUCCUUGCAUGCUGUUGGAUCACACUGCCCUAACCUGGAAUUCCUGUCACUGGAAUCAGAUCAUAUUAAAAAUGAGGGAGUAGUAUCCGUUGCUAAAGGAUGCCGCUUGUUGAAAACUUUGAAGCUGCAAUGCAUGGGUGCUGGUGAUGAGGCCCUAGACGCUAUUGGUUUAUUUUGUUCAUUCUUAGAGAGUCUGUCACUCAACAACUUCGAAAAAUUCACGGACAGGAGCCUUUCUUCUAUUGCAAAAGGGUGCAAGAAUCUCACAGAUCUUAUUCUCAAUGACUGCCAUUUACUAACUGAUAGAAGCCUUGAAUUUGUAGCUCGUAGCUGCAAAAAAUUAGCACGCCUGAAGAUCAAUGGUUGUCAGAAUAUGGAAACUGCUGCACUGGAGCACAUUGGACGUUGGUGCCCGGGUCUUUUGGAAUUAUCUCUAAUUUAUUGUCCAAGGAUCCAGGACAGUGCAUUUCUGGAGGUUGGUAGAGGUUGCUCCCUUCUCAGGUCUCUUUAUUUGGUCGACUGUUCCAGAAUAAGUGAUGAUGCCUUGUGCUACAUAGCUCAAGGUUGCAAGAACUUGACUGAACUUUCUAUUCGGCGUGGUUAUGAGAUAGGAGACAAAGCAUUGAUAUCUUUUGCUGAGAACUGUAAAUCGCUUAGAGAGUUAACACUCCAAUUUUGUGAGAGGGUAUCUGAUGCAGGGCUGACUGCAAUUGCUGAAGGCUGUCCUCUUCGAAAGUUAAACUUGUGUGGAUGCCAACUAAUCACUGAUAAUGGGCUCACUGCAAUUGCAAGAGGAUGCCCUGAUCUGGUCUACUUGGAUAUAAGUGUUCUCCGGUCCAUAGGAGACAUGGCGCUUGCGGAGAUCGGUGAAGGUUGCUCGCAGCUUAAAGAUAUCGCGCUGUCCCACUGUCCAGAGGUCACUGAUGUUGGUCUAGGCCACCUUGUCAGGGGCUGCCUGCCGCUGCAGUCAUGCCAGAUGGUGUACUGCAGGCGAGUGAGCAGCACAGGAAUAGCGACUAUCGUCUCGGGCUGCCCCAAGUUGAAGAAGCUCCUCGUUGAGGAGUGGAAGGUGAGCGAGAGGACGCGGCGCAGAGCAGGAUCAGUCUUGUCGUUCCUCUGCACCGGGCUUUAACCUGAAAAUGGAAAAAAAAAUCUGUGUUUUAACAACUCUGUUGUUGGUCAGAAAUCGUGCUCAUGAGUUGCUGCACCCUGUGCCAUAGCUUGUUUAGCUGAAAAAAAGGUUGUAUUAACUGCAAAUAAAAUGGUGUUCUAUGUAUGUUACUAUGAUAUAAAAAUUAUGAACCAAAUAAACAGGGUUCAGUCAAACUCAAGUGAAUGAAUUGUCGCAAGUUCAAUUA
Oryza sativa Japonica Group (Japanese rice) is the source of this 2249-nucleotide messenger RNA. Its product is annotated as F-box/LRR-repeat protein 4. Lineage: Eukaryota; Viridiplantae; Streptophyta; Magnoliopsida; Poales; Poaceae. The record is from RefSeq and is a predicted model, not a curated record. Gene Ontology annotation, cellular component: SCF ubiquitin ligase complex. Gene Ontology annotation, molecular function: protein binding. Gene Ontology annotation, biological process: SCF-dependent proteasomal ubiquitin-dependent protein catabolic process.